Messenger RNA from Eruca vesicaria subsp. sativa (arugula), 1254 nucleotides. NCBI's taxonomy places the organism in Eukaryota, Viridiplantae, Streptophyta, Magnoliopsida, Brassicales, Brassicaceae. The record is from the annotation of a GenBank genome assembly.
CCCUUCUUUGCAUCCUCUUUCUACAAAUCUUUCUUAUUCACUACAAAUCUUUUAGAAGCCAAAAAAAAACUUGUUUAGGUCGUCAAAAGGAUGAUUAUGGAUGAAUAUAUAGAGUUAAGACCAGUGAAGUACACCGAGCACAAGACAGUGAUCAAGAAGUACACUAAAAAGUUACCAGUGGAGAACAAGAAGAAGAUCAGUACUGGUCGUGACUCGGCUAGGUUGGUCCGUGUGUGUGUGAUGGACCGUGAUGCCACUGAUUCAUCAAGUGACGAUGAAGAGUCUUUGUUCCCAAGAAGACGUGUCAAGAGACUGAUCAACGAGAUCAGAGUCGAACCUAGCUCCUCCGGCGAAGUAAGUCUCUCCGUUGAGCCUCCGGUUCAGAAAGUCUCUGUUUCCGGCGUUGAACAAAACCCGAGGAAGUUCCGCGGCGUGAGGCGGCGACCAUGGGGAAAAUACGCGGCGGAGAUUCGCGAUCCUGAGCAACGCCGGAGGAUCUGGCUCGGUACUUUCUCAACGGCCGAGGAAGCUGCCAUGGUCUAUGACAACGCAGCAAUCAGGCUUCGUGGCCCUGAUGCUCUCACCAACUUCACUGUACCAACAGAGCCUGAACCGGAGAGUAACAUAUCGGUUUCUUUGACGUCAGAAUCAAUGGAUGAUUCUCAUCAUCUAGCAUCUCCCACAUCGGUUCUCAACUACCAAAUCUCCGAGCCGGCUGAUGAACCGGUCAAACCGGUUAAACAAGAGUUCCUUGAACCGGAACGAAUAAGUUGGCCAAUGAGAGAAGAUGUUGGUAGUAAUACUGAUGAUUCAUUUCCAUUGGACAUUUCAUUUCUAGACAAGUAUUUCAAUGAAUCACUGCCUGACACUUCUAUCUUUGAUCACUCCAUGUCUCCGACUCAGUCAUCAGACAAUGAUUUCUUCAACGGUCUCAUGAUAUUUGAUGAUAAAAUAGGAGGAGAAAACUAUUACUCUGAUAUCAAAGAGAUUGGUUCAGUGUUGAACGAUCUAGAUGAAUCUUUGAUUUCAGAUCUUUUAGCUGUUUGAUAUUUUUACAAAAUAAAAAAAAAAACAAGCAAACAUUGGUUGCAAAUAUGGGCAAUGUGAGUCGAAUUUUGUCUGAAGUUUAUUGAGUUUUGAUAAUGUUCCUUUUUGUUAUGUUUCUUGGCGUUAAAUGAUUUUGUUGAGAUGUAGUUUGAUGUUGGGUUGUCAUUGAGUAUGUAAAACAGUUUUGGGAGAAAUAUUGGGAAUGAA